Drosophila simulans is the source of this 1668-nucleotide messenger RNA. Its product is annotated as solute carrier family 2, facilitated glucose transporter member 1. Lineage: Eukaryota; Metazoa; Arthropoda; Insecta; Diptera; Drosophilidae. Gene Ontology annotation, molecular function: hexose transmembrane transporter activity. Gene Ontology annotation, biological process: monosaccharide transmembrane transport. Gene Ontology annotation, cellular component: membrane. The coding region runs from base 84 to 1634 and encodes 516 amino acids. The record is from RefSeq and is a predicted model, not a curated record. The transcript has 6 exons.
AAUGAUAUACGAUCCGCAAUACUCCAUUCACCAGCAUUCCGCUCACAAAAGCGCCAUAAGACACACCACCCACGAAAUACGCAAUGGCAAAGCCAAAAGUCGGCGAAUCGCUUCAGGAGCAAUCAUUAACGUUCUCAGAGGCGCCGCUAAUGGCACACGAAAAUGGCAAGCAGGAGGAGCGACCCCAGUGGAGCUGGGCCCUCAAUUGGGCGGCAAUCGGAUCGUCGCUCGGCGCGGCGGUUCCCGUGGGCUAUUGCACAGGAGUGAUGAAUAGUCCCGCUGAACUCAUGCGCUCCUGGUGCAACGAGACACUGAUUGCCAGCUAUGACCUGAACUUGAGCGAUGCGGGUUUGGAAAUACUGUGGUCUGCCAUAGUCUCAAUAUUCCUCGUGGGAGGCGCCAUCGGAUCUGUUGUUGGAGCCACCAUGGCCAACCGGUUCGGACGUCGCGGCUGCUUCUUCAUCUGCGGCCUCCUUCUGGCGCUGGGAGCCAUUAGCUUUUACGCCUGUCGACCCUUGGGUUCUGUGGAGCUACUGCUGCUGGGCCGGAUGUUGGUUGGUCUGGCCGGCGGCCUGCUAACAUCCUUUAUGUCCAUGUGGCACAGCGAAAUCUCGGCUCUCUCCCAGCGCAGCACCUUGGCUCCCCUCUGUCCAAUGGGCUUGACCUUGGGAGUGGUGAUUGCGCAGGUCUGCAGCCUGCGGUCGGUGCUCGGAGGUCCUGAGAACUGGCACUUGGGCCUCGCAUUCUACGGUCUUCUCGUGCUCGUGUGUUAUGCACCUUUCAGGUGGUAUCCUGAGAGCCCCAAGUGGUUGUUCAUCGUCCGAGGUCGAAAGGAGGAUGCUCGUCGCCAGCUUCAGCUACUAAGGGGAUACACGGCUGGCAGCGCCGCACUGAAGGCCGAGAUGGAGGAGAUGGAGCAGGAAUCUGCCUGCGAGGUGCAGACCAGCGGCUUGAUGCAGGUCCUGCGUGACCCCAAAUUGCGGCUUCCGCUGAUCAUCGUCUGCGCCUUUCUUGGUGGCCAACAGCUGUCUGGCAUUAAUGCUAUAUUUUACUACUCAGUCUCCAUUUUCCGAAAGGCGGGUCUUUCAAGUCAGGCUGCUGAGUGGGCCAACCUAGGUGCGGGUUCCCUCAACUUGUUCGCCUCCAUGCUGGGCCCCGUGCUGCUGGAACGAGUCAAUCGCCGACCACUGAUGCUUUUCUCCACAUUCUUCUGCACAGUCUUCCUGCUUUUGUUUGCCGUAAUGCUCUUCUUCAUCGAGAGCUACAGCUGGUUUGGUAUGGGAUGCAUUGGCUGCAUUUUCCUGUACAUUUUCUUCUUCCAAUUUGGCCUGGGCCCAAUGCCGUUCUUCAUCGGAGCAGAACUGUUUGAGCUGGCUACCCGCCCAGCCGCCAUGUCGUUGGGAAGCUUGGCGUACUGGCUGUGCAACUUUAUUAUCGGAAUGGCGUUUCCCACGAUGCAGAACCUCUGGGGCGCCUUAGUUUUUUUGCCCUUCUCGGUGACCUGCCUCCUCAUAUUUUGCCUGACAAAACGCUACUUGCCAGAGACGCGAGGACGCGAUCCCUCAGAGGUGGCGCCUCUCGUCGCUUUGGGCUUUAAAUCAAAGGUGAUGCUCCCGAAGCAGACGUCGAUUUAAUAUUAAACCAACUCCAUAGCAAUGAGACAACCAA